AUGUCAGCUUCAGUGGCUUCAGCAACAGUAGCAACACCGACAACAGCAGCUACAACAUUUAUAAAGUGCGUCACUGUUGGCGAUGGAGCUGUAGGCAAAACUUGUCUUCUUAUCUCUUACACCAGCAACACUUUUCCCACUGAUUAUGUUCCGACAGUGUUUGACAAUUUCAGUGCAAAUGUUUUAGUCGGUGGCAAAACUGUCAAUCUGGGUCUCUGGGACACUGCUGGUCAAGAAGAUUACAAUAGGCUUAGACCACUGAGUUACAGAGGAGCAGAUGUUUUCAUUCUCACCUUCUCUCUUAUUAGCAGGCCUAGCUUUGAGAACGUUUCUAAAAAGUGGGUCCCUGAGCUGCGACAUUAUGCCCCGAACGUGCCUAUUGUUCUCGUUGGAACUAAACUAGAUCUAAGAGAAGACAAGCAGUUUCCAAUGAAUUUUCCAGGUGCUUGCACAAUCUCCACCGAACAAGGUCAAGAACUAAGAAAAGAGAUAGGAGCAUUAACAUACAUAGAGUGCAGCUCAAAAACACAACAGAAUGUUAAGGCGGUGUUUGAUGCAGCGAUAAAAGUAGUUUUACAGCCUCCUUUAAAGAGCAAGAAACAAAAGAGAAAUUUUGGUUUCUGCCAUGCUCUUUGA
This is a messenger RNA of Microthlaspi erraticum, 636 nucleotides long. NCBI's taxonomy places the organism in Eukaryota, Viridiplantae, Streptophyta, Magnoliopsida, Brassicales, Brassicaceae. The record is from the annotation of a GenBank genome assembly.